This is a messenger RNA of Octopus sinensis (East Asian common octopus), 2538 nucleotides long. Its product is annotated as ubiquitin carboxyl-terminal hydrolase calypso. Bases 77 to 2101 code for a protein of 674 amino acids. Gene Ontology annotation, biological process: ubiquitin-dependent protein catabolic process; protein deubiquitination. Gene Ontology annotation, cellular component: cytoplasm. Gene Ontology annotation, molecular function: cysteine-type deubiquitinase activity. The transcript is spliced from 13 exons. The record is from RefSeq and is a predicted model, not a curated record. Lineage: Eukaryota; Metazoa; Mollusca; Cephalopoda; Octopoda; Octopodidae.
UUUCUACAGACACCGUGUAUGAAACAAUGGCCAGCUCGAUUCGCUUUUCACGGUUUGUCUUUUCUUAAGAAAAAACAUGAACAAAGGUUGGCUGGAGUUAGAAAGUGACCCUGGUCUCUUCACAUUACUUCUGGAAGACUUUGGUGUACAAGGUGUCCAGGUGGAAGAAAUCUAUGAUCUACAGAAACAGAUAGAAGGACCUGUUUAUGGUUUUAUCUUCCUCUUCCGCUGGAUUGAAGAGCGAAGAUGUCGACGCAAGACCAAUACAGAAGAGGAGUUUUUCCUGAUAGAUGAGAAAGCUGUCAAUAGCAUUUUCUUUGCCAAACAGGUGAUACCAAACUCUUGUGCCACUCAUGCCUUACUCAGUAUUCUUCUAAACAAUGACAAGGUCAGACAUGGUAAAACUCUCUCCAAACUAAAAGAAUUUACCAAGAACAUGAAUCCAGAAGAUAAAGGCCAUGCUAUCGGUAAUAUGCCAGAACUUGCUCGAGCCCACAACAGUCAUGCCAGACCAGAGCCCCGUCACCUCCCGGAGAAACAACAAGGUAUAUCAACUGUCCGAACCAUGGAAGCAUUCCAUUUUGUCAGCUAUGUACCUAUAAAUGGCCACCUCUUUGAACUGGAUGGUCUCAAGCCAUACCCCAUUGACCACGGACCGUGGCAAGAAAAUGAAGACUGGACUGAAAAAUUCCGUCGUGUCAUCUCUGAGAGACUUGGUACAGGUACCGGAGGGGAACCCUACCAUGACAUCUGGUUCAAUCUGAUGGCAGUCGUACCAGACAGGCGACAACUGUAUGAGAACAAACUGAUGACGCUGAAAAAGAACCGGCAGAUCAUCCUGGACACCUUACAACAGCUACUGGAUACAAAGAUGGUGAAAGUCAUGUCUCCAGUCCAUCAGAGCUCUGACAAAGGGAACGCAAACACAGAUUCCAAAUCUGCAGCUCAACAGAACCCUAACGCUGCUUCCAAACCAAAUUCCCAAACACAACCGAACGAGACCAAAGCCACCCCAGAAGACACUCCUAAUGCCACCUCCACUUCAGCGUCGUCCACUUCGGCCACCAGCACUGCUCCCGUUGUGACCACAAUCACUGCAAGGCUCCCGGCUGCUCUCGACAGUCAUAAUUACGCCAAGAGCCCCAUCCUGGAGGAGGUGAAACCAAUGGAAGAUAAAGAGACUGAAAAUAACUUAACAGAUCCUAACCCCCAACCUCCGUCAGCCACCCUCCAGCCCCCUCAGACCUUACCCCCACAUUCCGCCAAAGCUGACGUUACUAGACUUUCUGCAGAGAACCUACAACGGCACCAGUUACACACCGUUAAAGAAAGUAACGUCAAAAUACACAUCGCAGUCACUGACGACAGGGAAGGAGAGGUCACUCUGCCGAAAACUGUGUCCUCUACGGAUGUGACGAAACCUCUUAAAAUUGAAACCCGUUUUGGGGGCUCGUCUGGCCCCGGCAGUGAAAGCACUGACACUGCUUCCGAUUCAGGCAGUGUGAUCAAUUCGCCCCACAUUGUUCCUGUUGUUUCAACGUUAAACAGUUCUCUGACGUCCGAGGGGGACACAGCAGCCACACCGGGCAGACCCACCGACCCACACCAAGAGAAAGCAGUAAAGGACCCAGCGGGAUCGGUGAAAGAAGAGAAAAUGGAAUGUGACAGUCAGCCAAGCAAAGAGUCCUCGAGUACACGACCGGUGAAAGAAGAAAGUGCAUCACGAGCAAACCCCGUUAACCCCUCAGGCCAUCCCAGGUCAAGUACCAAACAACAUACAAGACAAGCCUUUACUCCAAAGGAUUUGUACGAUUUGAUGAAGAACGUGGAGAAAGAAAUAACAACCUGUGAGAACAACCUGAAGGAUGAGGUGGACAAACGAAACAAAUACAAGAUUGAUGACUGUCGCCGGACACACAGCUAUGACCAGUUCAUCUGUACUUUCCUGUCCUUCCUGGCCCAAGAGGGUCAUCUGGCCGAACUGGUGGAGCAACACAUGUUGACCAGUAAGAGACAAGGUGUGAGUGUUGGCCGGCUUAGCAAGCUACCGAGCAGUGGACCUGACCGACGCAAACGUGCUCGGACCAAACGUAGGAGAUGAGGAGAUAGUACUGUAUUGGCUGCACAAGGGAAAGUUUCAUGUCUUGUUGGUGGUGGUGGUCAGUAGUGGAGUGGUGGAGUGUCCUGCAGUUAUGACCAACAAUGAUGUCAGUGUGUUUGGUUGUCAUCUGGACAUGAACAUUAAGCAUCAUCAGCAUCAACAUCAUCAUCACUACAAGAACUACCACCACCACCAUCACCACCUUCAUCACCAUCAUCAUCAUAAUAAGCAGCAGCAUCACCACCACCACUACAAGAACCACCAUCACUAUCAUCAUCAUCGUCCUCAUCAUUAUCAUCAGUAACAAACAUUGCCACCGCCAUAUCCACCACCGCUUCCAUGCUCUUAUUUAUCUGCAUGUUUUUCUUGUUGUUGUUGUCGUCCUCAAUAUCAUGGAAUUUCAAAACUGAAAAUUAAAUUUUUCUACUUGUAUUUGA